This is a messenger RNA of Aspergillus neoniger CBS 115656, 1704 nucleotides long. Its product is annotated as cytochrome P450. NCBI's taxonomy places the organism in Eukaryota, Fungi, Ascomycota, Eurotiomycetes, Eurotiales, Aspergillaceae. The transcript is spliced from 3 exons. Bases 112 to 1704 code for a protein of 530 amino acids. Gene Ontology annotation, molecular function: monooxygenase activity; oxidoreductase activity, acting on paired donors, with incorporation or reduction of molecular oxygen; iron ion binding. The record is from RefSeq and is a predicted model, not a curated record.
AAGAUGGACGGAGCAGCAAACUUGGUUAAUGAAAUUUGGAGUAGAUGAGUCUUUCAUAAAUCCAGGAAUCUGAUAUCCCUACGCUCGGUUGACCCACCUACGCACGGCACCAUGAGCAAUUCAAUCCAUGCCCAGAUCUCCGGGCUUGCCAAAGAAAAUCCACUCUCGGCAACUCUCGUGACUAUAGCAGCUUUUCAAGCAACAAUAUUCCUCGUCAUUCGAGAGAUUUUUACUCCGGUUGGGAAACGCAGACCUCCCCAUGGAAAGAGAUGGAAGCUCCCUCCUGGCCCUAAAGGAAUACCGAUAUUCGGAAGCCUGUUAGACGUUCGCAAGAUUCGUGAUGACCAAGAUCACAUAAUAAACAAUGAACUUGCGAAAUAUGGCGAGAUGACUACUCUGCACCUCGGAUCAAAAACGUGGAUUUUGCUCAAUAGCAAGCGCGUGGUCUCGGAAAUUAUCGCAAAACGCGGUACGCUCACAAACGGCCGAAGCCCUAUGCCCGUUGCCAGUGGUAUUGUUAGCCGCAACGGGCGCUCUCUUCUGCUUCCUCCCUCAGGAUGGACCGAGAAGCGACGAGUAAUGCACUCGCUGCUCAGUGGCACCGCGUUAAAGCAGUAUGCAUCAUGGCAGGAACUGGAAAGUACCCAACUGCUUGCUGAAUAUCUGUUCCAACCGGAGAGAUGGUACCGUCAUCACUAUCGGUAUGCAAACUCUGUGGUCCACCGCAUUGCGCUCGGGGAGCGGCUGGUAAAAUCAGGUAAAGAGCUUGAGGACCUACAAAACGUUGUUACCUAUUUCGUGGGCAGCAUCGGAUCCAGCCUGAUUGACUGGUUUCCCGAACUUGAUCGUCUCCCUCGCGUUUUGCAGCCAUGGAGGAAGCACUGGGAGAAGCUCGGUGAUUGGAACGAGGAGGUCUACAAAUCAUGGUGGAUUCCAGUUAGAGAGCAGGUAGAGCAAGGGACAGCGCCCCCAUCAUGGGUUCGCGACGUUCUUUUGCAUCCGGACACCAAGUUUACUGGGGACGACCAGGAGGCCAUGUAUGUUGCUCUGCAGCUUCUGGAGGCUGGAUCCGACACGACCCGAGAAGUAUUGAACAUUUUCGCUAUGGCAGCUCUUUGCUAUCCGAAGACUUUCCAAAAGGCCAGGGAAGAGGUCGACCGAUUGUGUUGCACUGAUGGGAGUCUCCGUCUGCCAGGGAUCGACGACCUUGAGCAAAUGCCCUACAUCUGCGCUAUGAUCAAGGAACUCCUGCGGUGGAGACCCAUUUUCAUUCUGACACCUGAUCACGUGCUUACCUCUGACAUGGAAUUUGAGGGCUAUCACUUUCCGGCAGGCGUUGGCUUCGUUAUCAACGAGGUUCCAGUAUGCAACGAAUGUGAGGAUUCAGAGGAGUUCAAGCCUGAGCGGUGGCUCGAUGGACAUGAAACUGACGCUGCACAUGGCUUGUGGCAGUUUGGCGGAGGCCGCCGGAUCUGCGUUGGUUACAGGCUUGCUUUCAGAGGACUGUUCAUCAAUGUGGCACGCCUAGUAUUCUGUUACGAUUAUGCAGCAGCGGGACCAUAUAACCCAAAACGACUUAAUCACCACAAAACCGAUGAACCGUUUCCGGUAAAGGUAACCCCAAGAAGCGAGGACCAUGUUAAAUUGAUCUUGCGGGAAGGAGAAUCACUGCAGGUUUUGGAGGACGCCAAACGUCGAGUAUAG